This is a messenger RNA of Electrophorus electricus (electric eel), 579 nucleotides long. It is a transcript of the gene cox5ba, whose product is annotated as cytochrome c oxidase subunit 5Ba. Gene Ontology annotation, biological process: mitochondrial electron transport, cytochrome c to oxygen. The record is from RefSeq and is a predicted model, not a curated record. Gene Ontology annotation, cellular component: respiratory chain complex IV; mitochondrial envelope. Lineage: Eukaryota; Metazoa; Chordata; Actinopteri; Gymnotiformes; Gymnotidae.
GCGAUUUGGGACAGAAGGAGAAAUGGCAGCAAGGUUACUAGUGAGAGUCGCCCGCGCCGCGGCGGGCUGGCGGGCUCCGCCCGGGGCUGCGCUCGUACGGGGCAUGGCGACUGGAGGGAUUCCCUCCGACGAACAGCAGGCCACGGGGCUGGAGAAGGUCAUCAUGCGCUCCAUGAAGGAAGGCACGGAUCCUUACAACCUUCAGAAGCCCAAGAUGUAUGCUGGUACAAAGGAGGAGCCCCAUAUCGUCCCCUCCAUCAACAACAAAAGACUUGUGGGUUGUAUCUGUGAGGAGGACAACACGACCAUUGUGUGGUUCUGGCUUCACGAGGGAGGCGCACAGCGAUGCCCGUCCUGUGGUGCUCACUACAAGCUGGUGCAUCACGACAUGCCUCACUGAGAGUCUUGCGUCAGAUGUUGAAUUCCAGUAACUUUAAACCUCAUAUGCUUUUUCAUGUGUGUAAUAAUUGAGAUUUCAGUCCUCUUGCCAUGAGACCCAUCAUACUUUUGCAAUUCCACAAGCAGCAGUUUACAUGAACACAUGGACCAGUUGCUCCUAAUAAAUUACAUAAACCUUAA